UGGCUCCGUCGUCUCCGGUGAUUCUGGUUUGGCUUAGUUUCUCGCUGCUAGCCGAACUCAGCACUGCACCGUGUUUACGUUAGUUCGCUCCGUUUUUCAUUUCAUGCAAGUGCAUUUCCGUGUGUAGUUUGCCGUGUGCUUUCUCGCGUCUUUACGCAGAAGCGAACCGGACCUCUCUCGACAAGACGCUUUAUAUAUCUCAUCCCUCAUUCCACGUGUUCGUGUUAACCGUUAAUAACAGGCUCGAGGAUAAGUAUAUCCAUGUAGUUGCACAGUAUAUACAAUACAAAUCAGAUCUGCUGUUCGCUCCGAUAUAUAUUAUUUUGGACCAGCAUCGCAGAGUGGGGUCUUGGUUGUCUUCUCUGCGCGUCGUUUUGCAACCGACCGACCGAUUGUCAGACAUUUGCGAGAUAAGCCCGAGCAUCUUCCUCCAGCAUCCACUUGUUUGCCCGACGAUCAAAGAGCCGAUAGCAUCAGUAAAAGCACGAAUCAGCAAAAACGGCGCAAAAGAAGAAAAAGAGCGAAAAGAUGGCUAGCACGGGUGAGGUGUGGGUGCAGUGGUUCACGUGCUGUUUGACCCAGCAGCGACCGGGAGCCCGAGCCAAACGCCAGAGGCCCCAGCCGAGGCUAAGGAUAAUCGACAGGAGUACCAUAGGCGCCCCCACGAAUUUCCAACACACGGGCCACAUCGGCAGCGGUGACCUCAACAUGGCCAGCGCCCACAUCAAGGCGAUACAAAACCAGAUGCAGGGCAAGGGCGGCUACGAGGCCUCUUUUGGCGUCAAGGCCUGCUGAGAGUUGGUUGCCCCGCGGGUGCUCGAGACCGAUCUGUGAGAGGUGUAUCACGAUGAGGAAUAGGAAGGGGAAAAAAGGGAGCCAAGAACGCCGGAAGUUCCCCCGGGACAACGAUAAUAUAAAAUACACAUUGCAUCCUUGCACACACGUGGGACAUGCUUGUACAUAUAUACGCCUCUUGACUCGCGAACGGGGCGACGCCGCGACGUGCUCACCCUCACCUCUGCAUAUGGCCCUGCUUUUUUACUGCUGCGACGGUGUCUGCGUGUACAUAUACUAGACAUUGGAUGUUUUUUCGUUCGGUUCAAAGAGGAUGUAGCGGAAUAAUGCUCGAUUGUAGCAGUGGUGUUGACAAUUUUGUUAUUCAUUAUUAUUAUUAUUAAUAUUAUUAUUUUUUUUUUUUUUUUUGAGGAGCCAAACUACGCACGUAGUGCGAAUUUAAUUAAAAUUAGUUUUAAAAAUUGGGUAAUUGAUUGUUUUGCGCGCAAUACCAGUAAAUUACGAGCAAUUUAUUGUAUACAGACUGUGAAAUUUCUUUUCCUCCACUCAAACUUCAAACAUUUUAUUCAUCAAAAACAAAAAUAAACAAAUAAAUAAACUGAACUAUGCGAAAUUUAAUUAGUAUAAUAAGUUAAGUAUACAGUAUCAGUUGAGUACAUUCGACGUUUGUACGAUCAUUUUUACAUGUUAUUACGAGUGCUUCGAUAAUAUCUCGAAAAGUCUCUUGACGCAAAGAUACGUCGAAAUGAUAUUUAUUUGAUGUGCGAGCGAGAGACG
Molecule: messenger RNA, 1572 nt
Organism: Copidosoma floridanum
Lineage: Eukaryota; Metazoa; Arthropoda; Insecta; Hymenoptera; Encyrtidae
Gene: Spec2
Product: CDC42 small effector protein Spec2
Biological process (GO): regulation of Rho protein signal transduction
Cellular component (GO): plasma membrane
Molecular function (GO): small GTPase binding
Source: RefSeq, a predicted model, not a curated record